Molecule: messenger RNA, 3699 nt
Organism: Mesorhabditis belari
Lineage: Eukaryota; Metazoa; Nematoda; Chromadorea; Rhabditida; Rhabditidae
Source: the annotation of a GenBank genome assembly
AUGUCCUAUGAGGUACUCAAUCGUUUACAAGACCUUAACGGGUAUCAACCACUAAACUGCAACCAAGAAAACGUGCUUCUCCCUUUGGUGACUUUUGAGGAAGACGAGAUUCACUUUGAUGAGCAGAUUGCAAGAGAAACUUUCGCGAAUCAAGUUUAUCAUGGAAAAAAGAUUAGUCUCGUGACUGUAAUGGGUCCGUCAAGGAUGGGCAAGAGUUUCUUGAUGUCAUUUUUGACUGGUGGAAUGAAAGGAAACAAAAUUAGUGGUGCUUUUCAAAGCGGCUACGAGCGGUACACAGAGGGAAUUCUGAUCUUCGUCAAUCCGAUGAUCUCGAAAGAUGGAACACACGUGAUUUUCUUUCUGGACACUCAGGGGACAUUCGAUUUGAAAACGGCGAGGAAUAUCUCGGCGUGGAUCGCUGGGUUUAGUCUACUCAUCUCUGAUGUUCAGAUUGUUAAUCUUCGAGGAAAUAUCGGCGGUGAUGAUCUUCAUGAUUUGAAUAUGUUUGUUGAAUCAGCUGCGGCUUUUAAGGAAGGCUCAGUGGCAAAGAGUCUAAUUUUCGUGAUUCGCGAUGCGGCUGAUUGGAAAGAGAGCGAUUUUCUUGAGAAAUUAUGGAAACAAAAUGAGAAGUCGAAAGAAAUGAAAGAAAUCGCUGGGUCGUUGAAACAUCGCUUUAUAAAUGGAAUCGAUUGCGUUUGCGUGGCGCCAGUUUCGGAUCGGAUUCGACGAGCUGAUCGAACGAUUGAGUUACAAGAAGAGGAUCAAACACUGAUCCAAUGCCUUAAACGAGUUCAACAAUUGAUCUUUGAAAAGUGUCAGCUUGAGAGCAAAGCUCAACUACAAGCUCCUAUCGAACUAGCCAAAAAAAUCACGGCUUAUCUCCAAGACGAUGCACCGGAGCUGAGACCAACUGUUCAGGUGAUUCAAGAAGCCACCGUAAUCCAAGCAGUAAACAAAGCAUUUGAUGUCUUUGCGAAAGCAAUCAAGACUUCGACUCCGGAAACUUUGCCGAUAGCUGAAGCUUUAGGGAAAGCUGAAGUUCAUCGAAAAUUGGAAACCCUGUUGCUGAAAAAGGAAAAUCUCAUUGCUGAAGCUCACGCUUUGUUGGAUCCAAAGAUUGAGGAAAUGAUUCUGGAGAAGAAAAACGAGUUUGCUCAACUGAAAAAGGAGAAAGACGAGUUGAAAGCGGCUGAGAAGUCUGCCCAAGAAUUUAGAACGAAAAUUCACAAGAUUUCAACUCUAAAAGAGGCUUUGCACUGGGAAAGGGAUGCAAUUCUUGAGAAAUACGGUAGCAUUACAAUUCCAUCAACGACCAUUAAUUCAAUGAAGGAUACGCUGAAAACAAAAAUUAUCACUCUUAAAUCGCAAUUCAUUCAAACUCGACUCAAUGAGCUGGACAAUGAGCUCCGGGUUUACUUCCUCACGACCAACUUUGGCAAUGUUCCAGAAGAAGAUCAGAUCAAAGUUUACAUUAAAAAAAUGAUUGAAUCUUUCAAAAAGGAGUGCUUUGAAAAUACUAUCGAAAGUGCAGAGUUUUGCAUAAUCGAGGGAAAGAUUCAAAUCACUUUAGAGAAAACGGGUUUGAUUUGCCGGAGCAUGCUUGCCUCAAAGAAAAUCGCAGAGAUGAAAAAAGCUGAGCUUGAAGCUGAAUUGGCUGCCGAGAAACACGAUUCCGCAAAUUAUUCCGAUAUUUCUUCUGAUUCGGAAAAUGAUCUAGAGGAAGAGUAUGAAACUUUGGAUGUUUCGGGAAUGGAAAAGAUAAGACCAAGACUCGAAGCUAACCAAAAGGAAACAGCCUAUGCUAAUGAGGAUCGAGUAGAUGCACGAAGUGCUUCAUUGCCAAUCAACUUGCCACGCCCUGACUCACCAGAAUACGAUGAAAUCUCCGACACAGAGAUCGACCAAUUUGUCUCGAAACCGCUAGAUGAUGACGCUGUCCGCGAGAUGAACUUCAAGUUCGGCGUUUUGAAAGCAAUUCUAGAGGUCAAUGUUCGGCAAUGCGAGAAUGAGAUCAUUCGUCGUACGGAGGACCCGAGAUGGACGGGCGCGCAAAGGCUCAAGCGAAAGGUGUUGCACAGACGUCAAACGAAGCCCACUAAGAAGAAAAUUUGUGCGCAAAGGGUCGGAGAUGUGUUCAACGAGUUGUUGGCUGAGGAGUUUCGAAAUGUGCUCGCGUGUGGCCCAUUGAGCAUUUCAAAAAUCUCGGCACUCAUCGAAUACUCGAAAAGUAAACGCGACUUUUUCUCGAAGACUCUUUGCAAGUAUGACAAAUAUGGGGAAUUGCCUGGACUGCUCGAGAAAGUGCUCGUCAACAACUGGAUCUGUUUCUUUUACGAUAUUCCACACAAAGGCUUUGGCGAGAGGGACACGGUAAACGAGUACGAGCGAGUACGCAGAGAUCUUCCGUUAAAUGUUCCGCAUGGGACCCACCUCACUUUACUUUGCGAUAUAAAAGAGUGGUUCAUCGAAAUGAAAAAUAAGCGAGAACGGGAAGAACGGGAGCGAAGAGAAAAUGAGGAGAAACAACGACAAGCCGAGAUAUUGAAGAGGCUGGAAGUUUUGCCUACGAUUGAAGAUUUGGCUUUGAUGAUUGAUGAUGAGAAAUUGAGACAGGAAACAUUGUUGAUGAUUGAAGAAGAAAUCAUUGAUGACCAGCCAAAGAAAGCUAUGGAAAUUGAGCAAGAUGCGGAAAGAGACGAGUUGUGGAAUAAAAUUCCAACUCUUGGAGAAGUUUCAACGAGUAGAGACGCAUCUCUUGGUCCUUCAACUGUGGUUAUGAGUGCCUCAUUGCCAAUCAACUUGCCACGCCCUGACUCACCAGAAUACGAUGAAAUCUCCGACACAGAGAUCGACCAAUAUGUCUCGAAACCCCUAGAAGAAGACGCUGUCCGCGAGAUGAACUUCAAGUUCGGCGUUUUGAAAGCAAUUCUAGAGGUCAAUGUUCGGCAAUGCGAGAAUGAGCUCAUUCGUCGUACGGAGAACCCGAAAUGGACGGACGCGCAAAAGCUCAAGCGAAAAGUGUUGCACAGAUGGAAAUCAAAUUCGACAAAGAAGAAAAUCUGUGCGGAAAAGGUCGGAGACGUGUUCGACGAGUUGUUGGCUGGGGAGUUUAACAAUGUGCUCGAGUGUGGCUCAUUCAGCAUUGCGAAAAUCUCGGCACUCAUCGAAUGCUCGAAAAGUAAACGCGACUUUUUCUCGAGGACUCUUUGCAAGUAUGACAAAUAUGGGGAAUUGCCUGGACUGCUCGAGAAAGUGCUCGUCAACAACUGGAUCUGUUUCUUUUACGAUAUGCCAAAAAAUGGCUUCGGCGAGUCGGACACGCUGAACGAGUACGAACGAGUGCGCAGAGAUCUUCCGUUAAUUGUUCCGGAUAGGACCCACAUCACUUUACUGAGCCAUAUAAAAGAGUUGUUCAUCAUCAGGAAAAAUGAGCGAAGAGAAAAUGAGGAGAAGAAACGACAAGCCGAGACAUUGAGGAGGCUGGAAGAUCCGAACAAAUCGAGGAAAAUAUUCCCUUUUCCGAAGCUUCUAAGCAUCUGCAAAUCAGCUGGCUCAUAUGGAACGACCUCACAGCAUCAAGAGCAUCCACAAGCGAUAACCUGUCACCAAUCAGGGUCACCAUCGAAUCAAAGAACUGACUCUGGCCAAGGAAUGGAGAAACUCGGAAAUCGAGCCGAGCAAAUGCAGCCUUUUCACCAU